UUAAAGAAGUCAGCAAUGGCAUCUGGAAGAGGGUUCUAUGGCGAGUUUGACUUCCAUAGCUCCCAACAAAGUGAUGCUGUCACUAUUGGAGAUGUGUCCUUUAAACUCAAAACACCGAAGAACCCAGAACUUGUUCCACAGAACUACAUGACGGAUUCUUUGGCCCAGUCUGUGAUACAGCAUUUAAGAUGGAUAAUGCAGAAAGAUCUUCUCGGCCAAGAUGUCUUCCUUAUUGGUCCUCCUGGGCCCCUCCGGCGAUCUAUUGCCAUGCAGUAUCUGGAACUAACAAAGCGGGAGGUUGAAUAUAUUGCGCUGUCAAGAGACACCACAGAAACAGACCUCAAACAGCGACGAGAGAUCCGAGAUGGCAGUGCUUUUUAUCUCGAUCAGUGUGCAGUUCGUGCAGCCACAGAAGGCAGAAUCCUUGUGCUGGAAGGUCUGGAGAAGGCUGAGCGGAACGUCUUGCCGGUGCUAAACAAUUUGCUGGAGAACAGGGAAAUGCAGCUUGAAGAUGGUCGCUUUCUCAUGUCUGCAGAACGUUAUGACAAACUUCUGCAGGAACACACAAAAUCAGAGUUAGAUGCAUGGAAGAUUGUUCGGGUUAGUGAAGAUUUUCGAGUAAUAGCGUUGGGUCUGCCAGUACCUAAAUAUUCUGGUAACCCUUUGGAUCCUCCCCUUCGCUCUAGAUUUCAAGCUAGAGAUGUUUAUCAUCUGCCCUUCAAGGACCAUCUUCAACUAUUAUAUUCAAUUGGAUCAAACAUUUCUGCAGAGAGAAUUUCUCAGCUCCUGUCUUUUGCUACAACUCUCUGCUCUCAAGAAUCUUCUACAUUGGGACUUCCAGAUUUUCCUUUAGACAGCUUAUCGGCUGCAGUUCAGAUUUUGGAUUCCUUUCCUAUGAUGUCAGUCCAGCAUGUUAUUGAACGGCUUUACCCCUAUGAUGUUUUCCUUGGAAAGGAAGGCAGGACUGCAGUCAAAGAUGCACUAAAACGUUUUGAGCUUCAAGACUCAAAAAGCCAUUUGCGCCCAAGAAGGAUUACAAAAGUAGAAAGUGUGCCAGGAAACAAACCCUUCAAGGCUGAUGUAACUGUCCAGAUCGGUGACAAGGAAGUGACAUUCCAGGUUCCAGCUGGGACUGGGAUGUUAAAACAGCAUUCUCAAUCAGAAACUUUCGUAAGGACUUCCAGCCAUGAUCAGCUGUUGGCAGAAAUGAUGCAGUCCCACAUGGUUAAAGAUAUGUGUUUAAUUGGAGGAAAAGGCUGUGGCAAAACAGUUAUCGCUAAGGAAUUUGCUGAUAUACUAGGAUACAGCAUAGAACCUAUCAUGCUGUAUCAGGACAUGACAGCCAGAGAUUUGCUACAGCAGAGGUAUACUCUUCCUAAUGGGGACACUGCUUGGAGACCAUCGCCGCUUGUUACUGCUGCCCUGGAAGGAAAGCUUGUUAUUCUUGAUGGCAUUCAUCGAAUUAACCCUGGCACUCUAGCUGUACUUCAAAGACUAAUACAUGACAGAGAACUGACCCUCUAUGAUGGCACCAGAUUAUUAAGGGAAGACAGGUAUCAGAACUUAAAAGAAGAAUUACAGAUCACUGAUGAGAAACUACAGGAAAGGUCUAUCUUUCCAAUACACCCCUCCUUCAGAAUAGUUGUCCUAGCAGAACCGCCUGUCAUCGGAAGUAGUACCAAACAAUGGCUGGGUCCAGAGUUUCUGACACUGUUUCUUUUUCAUAAUGUUCGAUCUUUAAGCAAGAAUGAAGAAAUUCAAGUUAUUAAAGAAAUGAUUCCAAAUGUACCCAGUGCUGCUGUGGAGCAGUUGUUGUCAUUAACACACAAGCUUCGGGAGACAAAUGAUGCCACAGCACAGUCCCUGGCUUCAUCUUUAUCCACUCGACAACUGUUGCGAAUUUGUCGGCGACUGUCACAACAUCCAGAUGAAAGCCUUUACUAUGCUGUUAAUAAAGCCUGCCUUUCCAGGUUUUUACCAAACCUUGCCAGAUCGGCUUUACACAAAAAUCUCCAGGAUUCCGGUAUUGAGUCAAGUCCAGAUAGCACAAAGAAACUAGAGGAGAAGGAUUAUACUUGUGAAAUAAAUGAUGGGAUUCUGAAGAUAGGAUCUGUGACUAUGCCAGUUUAUAACCCAAGUGAGAAAAUGAAAGUGCCUGAUGUGUUGUUUUACGAAAAUGCUCAACACAUGCUGGUAAUGGAAGAUAUGCUAAAAGACUUUCUGCUGGGAGAACAUCUUCUUUUAGUUGGUAAUCAGGGUGUUGGGAAAAACAAGAUUGUUGACAGAUUCCUUCACCUUUUAAACAGGCCCAGAGAGUAUUUACAGCUGCAUAGGGAUACAACCGUACAAAGUCUUACCCUGCAGCCUUCAGUUAAAGAUGGUCUUAUUAUAUAUGAAGAUUCACCACUGGUAAAAGCAGUGAAGUUUGGACAUAUUUUGGUAAUUGAUGAGGCAGACAAGGCACCGACGAAUGUUACCUGUAUCUUAAAAACCUUAGUAGAAAGUGGAGAAAUGGUUUUGUCAGAUGGAAGGCGAAUUGUUGCCAAUCGUGCUCAUGUAGAGGGGAGAGAAAACGUAAUAGUAAUUCAUCCUGAUUUUAGAAUGAUAGUUCUAGCAAAUAGACCUGGAUUUCCUUUCUUGGGUAAUGACUUCUUUGGCACAUUAGGGGACAUUUUUAGUUGCCAUGCUGUUGAUAAUCCUAAGCCGCAGUCUGAACUUGCUAUGCUCAGACAAUAUGGUCCUGAUGUUCCUGAGCCAAUUCUUCAGAAACUGGUAGCUGCUUUUGGAGAACUGAGGAGUUUAGCUGACCAAGGAAUUAUUAAUUAUCCCUAUUCAACUAGAGAAGUUGUGAAUAUUGUAAAGCAUUUACAGAAAUUCCCAAAUGAAGGACUGGCGAAUGUUGUUCGAAAUGUUUUUGACUUCGACUCCUACAACAAUGAAAUGCGUGAAAUUUUAAUCAGCACUUUGCACAAAUACGGGAUACCUAUUGGAGCAAAACCGACCAAUGUACUGCUGGCCAAGGAACUGCCAUUACCAGAUCAUAAAUUUAUAGGCUACUGGAAAAUCGAUCAGCCUGGGAAUGCACAACAGAAACUGCUGUGUCCCACAGAAACUCAGAAAAUAGAUGUAAAGGGCCCUAUAUACCUAAAUAUUCAAGGAUUUCCACUGGAACGACAUGAAUCCCGGUCCCUCAAUUUCACAGAAGAACUUGCCUUUUGGAGACUGCCUUUGGGUGAAGUUAACUUUGUUUGCGACGUCACUGUAACAAAAGAAGAUGAAGCUGAAAAUGUUCUUUAUGUUACUACUUGCAAUCCUGUUGCCUUGUACUUCAUGAAUGUUUCUAGUAAGAAUGGAUCCUUUGUGGAUUUCUAUGACCUCUUCCCAAGAACAGUUGGAAAUGUCUGGCAACCUUUUGUGACUGUGGCACCACUGGGAAAUCCACUCAAAGGUCAAGUGCUUGUACAUGAAGAGCAGAGCAAUGUUGUGUUGUUGCUGGAUACAAACAACGGUGCCCUUCGCCGACUUUUGCUCUCGCCAGAUGAUCAGGAGUCUCCGAAGAGAACGUCUUGGUGGAGCAGCAAGGAGGAGACGAGCAGCUACAAGAUGUGCCGAGAGUUUUCACACAAAAACUGGCUGGUGUUCUACAAAGAAGAAGGGAACCGUCUUAUCGUGCUGGACGUAUUAGAGGGCCAAACUCACACCAUCUCACUUCCAAUCAAUCUGAAAUCUGUCUUCCUCGUGGCUGAAGACCGGUGGCUCUUGGUGGAAAAUGGAACAAAUAAGAAAUUUCUUUUAACCAAGCGUGCUCAUAUGGAGGCUGAAGACAGUGAGGUUUGCCAGCUGUAUGCAUUGAAUGAAGAGCCAGCUGACAUGGGAUUUGGCUUAACAACGGCAUCAGAACUGAGUGUGCCGCAUGCAGUUUCAAGUGACCAGCUAUCUUCAGAAAACCUCAGUGCAGCUGUUGGACAAAAGAUCAGCUCCCCCAACAGGAUUUUCUCAGAUGAACAUAAUUACGCUACUAUUGUUAUUGGUUUCCCAGACCUCUUGUCUCCCAGUGAAGUGUACAGCUGGAAAAGAAACUCCUCUCUGAGUCGCAAUGCUUCUUCCUCUGAUUCAUUUUAUUAUGGAGCCCGGAGGAAAAGAGGAGCUGCAAAACAAACCAAUUGUAUAACUUUAUUGGCUUCUAAUCAAAUAGUCAGAAUUUUACCACCUGGAGAUGUGCCUUUGAAAGACAUUUACCCAAAAGAUGUCACUCCUCCACAAGCUGCUGGAUACUUAGAAGUAACAGAUCUUAACUCAAAGAAAAUCAAAUACAUUGCUAUUCCGAGCUCAGGAUCUCUUUCUCCAUAUACAUCUUGGCUGUCUAAGAUCUCAGAUGCUGAUGCCCUGUUGGCACCUCUGGGCAAAGUAGGCUUGGUUAGUGUGGACAUGGGAGGUGGUGUGAGGCUUUGGGAGACAGGACUCGACAGCCUCCAGCGCUCGCUGCAGGACUGGAGGAACAUGAUCGGACAAGAGGAUGGUCGACCUGUGCAGAUAACCAUUCAGAGGGACAGUGGUUUGGAUGUCAGUUCCCCCAAACAUGGAAAAGUGGAUCCACAAAACAUGCCUCAUGUUGGUGGAAAUACUUGGGCUGGUGGAACAGGUGGAAGAGACACUGCUGGGUUAGGUGGCAAGGGUGGCCCAUAUCGACUGGAUGCUGGCCAUAAGGUUUACCAAAUAUCGCAAGCUGAAAAGGAUGCUGUUCCUGAAGAGGUUAAGAGAGCUGCUCGAGAGAUGGGUGAAAAGGCUUUUAAACAGAGAUUGAAAGAGAUUCAGAUGAGUGAGUAUGAUGCAUCUACUUAUGAAAGGUUCUCUGGAGCAGUACGACGUCAAGUUCAGUCACUCCGCAUCAUCUUAGACAAUCUGCAGGCCAAGGGUAAGGAAAGACAGUGGCUGAGACACCAAGCUGUUGGAGAGUUAGAUGAUGCCAAAAUCAUUGAUGGGCUGACAGGAGAAAAAGCCAUUUAUAAACGACGGGGAGAGCACGAGCCACAACCUGGAAGCCCCCAGCAGAAACCUAAACGCUUGCGCUUGGUGGUGGAUGUCUCUGGGAGCAUGUACCGCUUUAAUGGGGUGGAUGGACGACUGGAACGCUCCAUGGAGGCUGUCUGCAUGGUCAUGGAAGCUUUUGAGAAUUAUGAGCACAAAUUCAAGUACGAUAUUGUUGGACAUUCAGGAGAUGGCUUCAACAUCGCCUUGGUUGGGAGUGACAAAGUUCCCAAGAACAAUAAGCAAAGAUUAGAGAUUCUUAAGGUCAUGCAUGCCCACGCUCAGUUCUGCAUGAGCGGCGAUCACACCUUGGAAGGGACAGAGCAUGCCAUUCGAGAAAUCGCCAAGGAAGAGGCCGAUGAAUAUUUUGUUAUCGUCUUGAGUGACGCAAAUCUCGAGCGAUACGGUAUUAAACCAUCAAGGUUUGCCGAGGUCCUGACCACCAAUUCUCAAGUCAAUGCUUUUGCCAUAUUUAUAGGAUCCUUAGGAGACCAAGCAGAUAGGCUGCAGAGGACACUGCCAGCAGGACGGUCUUUUAUUGCCAUGGAUACCAAAGAGAUCCCCCAGAUUUUGCAGCAGAUCUUUACAUCGACCAUGCUGUCAAGUGCCUAGCCAUCCCCGACGUCACGGUGCGGGAAUUCAAAGCAGAAACCCACUCCUGCUGAAGAUACGAACCCUGAAGCCGAGGAUAAACAGCUACUAAUGAAAUGCAAACUGUUCUCUCAUCAGCAAACCAACCCAAAUCUGCACUGCAGCUGUGCUGGAAAAUUUCACCGAAAUUCCCUCAACCAACUUCACGUGUUCAAAGAACUGCAGUGGGGCUGAGGUAAAUCUCAGGAAGGUUACCGAGUGACUGUUCUUCCAGAGGGACAAAUAAAUAAAGGACACUUUGUGAUCAUUACUCUGGCUGAUGGGUUGCCAGCACCGCCGCAUCAUCUCACAUGGUUUUACUGACAUGGUUCUCUGGGAUUUGAUAAUAUUACACAAAGCAGAGCCAGACAAUCUGUUUCAGUGUUUUGUGUGCAUAUGUUUGAAUGGGUAGUUAACUCUGUCUCUAAUUUAAGCAGGUCUGCUUUUGUCAGGCAGGAAACCCUUCCUUCCUCUGCUGUUGCUUUCUUGUCCUGGUGGACAUCGGGGCUUCGCCACUGGAGGCUGGAACAAUGGAGUGGUUUGCAAACACUGACGGUCACACGUAAACAUUCAUUAUCUGAUCAGGCACGGGGCUCAGCAUUGUCAGAUCUGGAGAAAGUGGCUGUUAAGAGGGGGGGGAAAUGGUUAUUUCAGUUCUGCCUGUGAAAAGGGUCAAAACAGUCUUAAAAACCCACCGGCCAACAUUGCCCAGAGAAGCUGUGGAUGCCCCAUCCCUGGAGGUGCUCAAGGCCAGGCUGGAUGGGGCUUUGGGCAACCUGGGCUGGUGGGAGGUGUCCCUGUCCAUGGCAGGGGGGUGGAAUUAGAUGGUCUUUAAGGUCUCUUCCAACCCAACCAUUCUGUGAUUCUGUGAUUUCCGAGGACGGGAUGACUACACCAACUCCUUUCCAUGAUGAAUGAUGGAGUCCUGCUUUGCUUUUCUCCAGAGUCCCUGGAGAAAAGGCCUCAGUACCUGGAGGUGCCUUUUUGAUUGAGAGACAAAACAGUUACUAGCACUUUGCUAGAGCUUCGUGAUCUGUGUUGUUUGGGUCUGUUGAAGGCGAAAGUGGAUGAGAGGUCUAGACAUGAGAAAAUAUGUUACUUUUUAUAAAGGAAAAAAAAUCUGUUUUCAUUUUAUCAAGACAUACAUGUUGGAAUAUAGUUCUUCAAUAUCUAAAAUAUUUAUAAAGACGAAAUUCAGUUGGCUGCUGUUUGGCUUGUCCCUUGAGGCAAUAAUCCCUCCCUAUAAACGAAAGAACAGAUAUCUUGCAGUGCACUGGGAACACAGGAAUACUUGAAUUUAUGAUUUAACUGAGCUGGGGGAGGGUGCAUCAUCUCUGGUACUCUGCUCAUAUUAAGUUAGGUAGCUGAUUAGAAUAAAGUCAGGGAGAGUACUCAAAAAUAUGAAGGAGGAGUUGCAAUAUUUCUAAUAUUUCUCUUACAGAUGCUGAAACUGCACUGUGGAUGGUAUUUUUGGAAGAGAAGAGGCAAAUUACUUUGAUUUUGUUAAAAUCAAAAUCAUUUUUGUUAAAUACAGAAGGGUUUAGUGUUUGAAGGGUCUAGUUUCUAAUGGCCGUUCCCUACCACGCAUGUCCUGCAGCAGCCUACACCUUUACCUUAAAUUCCCCCCAAAUCUCCUGCUUUUAGGAUUUGUUUGGGCUUCUGGGGCACAGGUGUUGGCACAAUGGCUUUUUUUUGAAACAGCUGCAGGCUUUGAGCUGGUGUAAUGGCACGUCCUGCCGAAGUCCCGUGGAGCAGCUGUCCCCAGAGGGCCGCCGAGAUAACCGCCUGGCUUUGAUGGCCCGCCCGGCGUCAAACCUCUCCGUGGUACACGGGGACGGAAGGCGUUUUUCAAAGGUUUGCUGGGAUUGUUAUGAUGACUGCGUACAUGAAAACAAAGAGGUUAAAGAUGCAAUUCCUGUUUGGAGGAGACGGGGAGGGGAGCGCUGCGUUGUCCCCGGCUGGGACAAAUGCAUGCUCGUGCACAUAAACAGACCCACAGUACACGCAGGCAUGGCUGCUUGGUGAAGCAUGCUUCAAAAGAGAAAUAUCCUGGUCCUGUAAACACAGUGUGAAAUACUACAUGCAAUAAAGAAUUAGCAUAUUAGGGCUCCUGUUGAUAAAUGUAUUUAUAAUGGAAAUUUCUUCAGCACCUCUGCUUUUCCUGCCAGCAGUUCUUCAGAAGGGAAGCGUUUGAUGACAGUUCAUUAGCGAAUGUACAGGACACCUUCUAGAUUACUCGAGUGGAUAAAAUCUCUCACUCCAGAUUUACAUAUCCUAUGAUAAUGGUAUCGUUAUCAUACAAGAACAGUGUUAGUUAAGAGAGGCUCUAUGGUAAGUUUAAUUGAUUUUUAAGCCCUUUGUGUGGGCAUCCCUGUAAAUCACGUUGAGCAUCACGCUAUUUCAAGCCACCCCUCUGCACCGUUUGGCUUUAUUCUCUGCUUCAGGACACAUCUGUUGCGUUUCAGUUCAUGUUUCACGGGCCCACAGGGUACAGCCUCAGGGCAGGCACUGCAGGGAGUGUGGACGGGGCAGUGUGAGAGCUGUUCCUGGUACUUUUGAUGAAUGGACCGGUUCAGGCACCCGUGUUGUGCACCACUCUUGUUUCCUUUGCUAGUGUAUGAAGAUGUUUUUUCCAUCUCUCUCACUAUUUGUUACAGCACCUCUGCACUCAUCUAAUUCUAUGAAAAGGCAGAGCAAACGACCAGAGCCGUCAGUCUGAGUGGGUCCUGACCCAUCACUAAUGCCUUUGUGAGCACCUCUAGUCAUAUUAACAAUUUUAACUACCUCUUAUAAUGCAAGUUUUGGUCUAGACCUGUUUAUAUACACAACGUGUUUGUUCUCACUAAAUAUCCAUUUGAUAACAGGAGAGAGCCAUUUAGGAUUACUAUUUAAAUAAGGUGCAAGAAAAAUAUGUAUUUAUUUAUAUAUAAUAUAAAGCCCAGGCAGGUUUGUUUCAAGCAGAGCAGAACACAUUCACCAUUUAAGAACACGCAGCCUGAUGGUCCUUCAUGGGAAAAUGGUGUUAGCAGAAGUGUGGGGAGGGACUGGGAACACUGGACUCUAGCAGUACUUUUUUUUUGUUUUGUUUUGUUUUUUUUUUUUCCCCACCAGUUUUCCUUACAGACAUCAGGCGUCAAACACAAUUCUGAAUGUCACCUUAGAGUUUAGCCAUGAACCUGAUGGAGUUAAGAAUAAAGGUUCUAAUUGCCGAUCAGAUAGAUUCAAUAUUUAGGCAAACAAACAUACAACCGAUACUGCAUUUAAAAAAUAAAUAGAAAUAAUAUAAAAUUAAAUUUAAAAAAAUGCUUAAUUGGGAGUAGAGAUAAGAGAUACAAGACUGCCAAUUCUUCUUCACCUAAAAUGUUAAGAUUUUUUUUUAAUUAUUACAAGACAAUUAUUGAAAUUGUUUGGAUAACAGCCCAGAAAAACAAAUGCAAUUGUGCUGUGUUUGCUAUUGCACAUUAUCUUGUUUAUUAAUAAAUAACAUUCCUAUAGCAAAUGAGAAUGUACAAGAUAUUUAUUGAAAAAUAAAAAUGAAAUUCCUAAAUA
Molecule: messenger RNA, 9207 nt
Organism: Anas platyrhynchos (mallard)
Lineage: Eukaryota; Metazoa; Chordata; Aves; Anseriformes; Anatidae
Gene: VWA8
Product: von Willebrand factor A domain containing 8
Cellular component (GO): cytoplasm
Molecular function (GO): ATP hydrolysis activity; ATP binding
Source: RefSeq, a predicted model, not a curated record